CUCCUGAGCUGGCAGCUUUCCUCUCUUUCACCCCCUUCAUUCCCUCAACUCACUCCAAAAGCUCUCUCAGAAGCUUCAUUGCACUCAGUUCUACCCUUCAAAAUGGCCGCCCGACCUCAGAACAUUGGCAUCAAGGCCAUUGAGAUUUACUUCCCCAGCCAGUAUGUUGAGCAGACCGAGCUCGAGAAGUUCGAUGGUGUUUCCGCUGGCAAGUACACCAUUGGUCUAGGCCAGACCAAGAUGGCCUUCUGUGACGACCGUGAGGAUAUCUACUCCAUGGCUCUCACCGUCACCUCAAGACUCAUCAAGAACUACAACAUCGACGUCAACGAGAUCGGCCGUCUCGAGGUUGGCACCGAGACCAUCCUCGACAAGUCCAAGUCUGUCAAGACUGUCCUGAUGCAGCUAUUCGGUGACAACACCAACAUUGAGGGUGUCGACACCAUCAACGCCUGCUACGGCGGCACCAACGCCUUCCUCAACAGUGUCAACUGGAUCGAGUCCUCAGGCUGGGACGGCCGCGACGCCAUUGUGGUCGCUGGUGACAUUGCCCUCUAUGCCAAGGGUGCUGCCCGACCAACCGGUGGCGCUGGCGCUGUGGCCAUCCUUGUUGGCCCUAACGCCCCUCUUGUUGUUGAGCCCGGUCUGCGUGGCACCUUCAUGCAGCACGCCUACGACUUCUACAAGCCUGACCUGACCAGCGAGUACCCCGUUGUCGAUGGCCACUUCUCCCUCACUUGCUACACCAAGGCUCUCGAUGCUGCCUACCGGGACUACUGCAAGAAGGAGGCCAAGCUUGCCAACGGCACCACCAACGGUGUCGACUCCAGCAAGACCCCUCUCGACCGCUUCGACUACCUUGCCUUCCAUGCCCCUACAUGCAAGCUGGUCCAGAAGUCAUACGCCAGACUGCUGUACCACGACUUCCUGACCAACGCUGAUGCCGCUGCCUUCGCCGAGGUCGCCCCUGAGCUGCGUGACAUGGAUUAUGAGAAGUCUCUGACCGAUAAGGCUCUUGAGAAGACCUUCAUGACCCUCACCAAGAAGCGCUUCCAGGAGCGUGUCAACCCCGCCAUCCAGGUCGCCACCCUCUGCGGUAACAUGUACUGCGCCAGUGUCUGGGGUGGUCUGGCCAGUCUGCUGUCCUUCAACGACAGCAAGGCUCUCGAGAACAAGCGAAUUGGUCUCUUCAGCUACGGCUCCGGCCUCGCCGCUACCUUCCUGUCUCUCCGCGUCGUUGGCAACGUAGAGAACAUCCACAAGACCCUGGAUAUCCCCGCUCGUCUGGAGGCCCGCAGAGCUGUCCCCCCCGAGACCUACGAUGAGAUGUGCAACCUCCGAAAGCAGGCCCAUCUCCAGAAGGACUACACCCCCAAGGGUGAUGCCUCUACCAUCGCUCCUGGCACCUACUACCUGGAGAAGAUUGACGACAUGUUCAAGCGCGAAUACAAGGUCCAGGUCUAAAUUGCCUUUGACUUUUGAUCUUCUUCUACUUCUUCCACCACCACCCCUUUUCAUUGAACAUAAAGAAAACUUAUUUUUUUCUGUUUGAAUAAUUUGUGCGGCAUGGAGCACACGGCGUCCUAUUUUUACCACUAUUAGGCGAUUUUUGCGGGAAUACUCUUCUCUAGUGGCACGACGAAGCACAGCGAUAGACUCAUCUGUCGAGGAAAUGCAGAUGACAACUUGAAAUUUUUUUGCGAUGAAUGAUUUUUUUUUUUUUUUUUUUUUUU
Trichoderma asperellum CBS 433.97 is the source of this 1733-nucleotide messenger RNA. RefSeq names its product 3-hydroxy-3-methylglutaryl coenzyme A synthase (gene ERG13). NCBI's taxonomy places the organism in Eukaryota, Fungi, Ascomycota, Sordariomycetes, Hypocreales, Hypocreaceae. Gene Ontology annotation, biological process: ergosterol biosynthetic process; acetyl-CoA metabolic process. Gene Ontology annotation, molecular function: hydroxymethylglutaryl-CoA synthase activity. The record is from RefSeq and is a predicted model, not a curated record.